GUGACAGGCUGAAUCAAGGAUUGCGAACGAACGUGAGUCUGAGCCAAUCCGCGAUGACUUCCUCCAUUUUUUUUCCAGUCGAAAGGAGAGGGAAAAUAGCAACCAUCACAUGUCCCAGUAACUGCUGCUAAAGCUCGUAGUUUGUUAAAUCUUCUCGAAUGGUAGAACUGAGCUUUGGGGGUGGUGGGGGAAAGCACAACGAUGGCAAUGGGGGAGAACCGUUCAUUUGUGCAGUGAGCAGCAUAUAUACCAUUGAGCAGCAUAUAUUUGGAUAAUAAAGCGCUGUUGCGGGGCUGAAUAGCUGAGAAUCAACUGAAGAGGGACUGAAGGAACAAGCCUUUUGAUAACUUGGAUGGAGGGCAAGCGGCACUCAGUCACUCUGUGGAUUAACUCAGUGUAGAGGCAGAGCGGGGGGAAGUGCGUGUAAGGUGCAGAGGUGCAAAGGUCUCCCUGCUGAGAUUUGAUCCGAGUUCCCCAUAGCAGCCACUUUAUCGCACUCGGCUGCAGAGACGUGCGCUCAGCUAAAUAGAGCAAGCCGGUGUUACUGCGGAGGAAAGCCUCUACUGUUGUGAGGUGUGUCGACGAGCCGCAGGAGAAUGACAAGGUCUUUAGCGAGUCUGAGGGAAAAGCAAACGCCCGUUUUUCAGCAAAGGAUUCUGUCGAACCGCGUUGGAAUUUGACUGUCUCUCCGUGUUGGUUUUAUUGGAUCUUUUAUUUUAAACUCGGAAGAAAAGGAGCACAAGUGGAUUGGAUUCUGAAUGGUACAAACCGAUGGCAUAUUACUCGGGCACACUGAAUAGAUGGGCUGUGCGGAAUUGUGCGCUAUGAAAUCCAGCGCACCUUGUAUCUAUAUAAUUUAGUCAAAAUCCAAUGGGGCAAAACAAAAUAGGAACAUGGGAAAAUAUGAAAUGUGAGAAAAUUCUAUUCCCCUGACCCUCGGUGAUCAGAGCAGGACUGGCGUUCCUUCUUCAAGGUGUUUGAACCUGACUUACAAUGGAAAAACUGCUGGUCUGUCUGUUGGUUAUUGGAAUGGCAGUGAAGGCCCAGAUCUGUCCGAAGCGCUGUGUCUGUCAAAUACUAUCUCCCAACCUCGCAACCCUCUGUGCCAAAAAAGGGCUCCUCUUUACCCCCCCGAACAUUGACAGGCACACCGUGGAGCUGCGGCUGGCCGACAACUUCGUCACCAGCAUCAAAAGGAAAGACUUUGCCAACAUGACCAGGCUGCAGGACCUCACCCUGUCCAGGAAUACCAUUAGCUUCAUCACGCCGCACGCGUUCGCUGACCUGGAGAACCUCCGCGCCUUGCACCUGAAUAGCAACCGUCUGACCCGGAUAGCCAAUGACACCUUCAGCGGCAUGUCCAAACUGCACCACCUGAUCCUUAACAACAACCAGCUGACGUUGAUCCACCUGGGGGCCUUCAAUGACCUGCUGGCCCUGGAGGAGCUGGAUCUGUCCUACAACAACCUGGAGUCCAUCCCCUGGGAGGCUAUCCAAAGGAUGACCAGCCUUGCCACCCUCAGCCUGGACCACAACAUGAUCGACUACAUUCCUGAGGGGACCUUCUCUCUUCUCCAAAAGCUCAACCGCUUGGACGUAACCUCUAAUAAGUUACAGAAGCUCCCUCCUGAUCCUCUGUUCCAGCGGGCCCAGAUUUUGGCCACGUCUGGGAUCAUGAACCCUCCCUCGUUCGCGCUGAGCUUUGGUGGAAACCCACUGCACUGCAACUGUGAGCUGCUGUGGUUGAGGCGCCUGAGCCGAGAGGAUGAUCUGGAGACGUGCGCCUCACCGCAGCAUCUCUCCGGACGCUACUUCUGGUCUAUCCCUGAGGAGGAGUUCCUGUGUGAACCUCCUCUCAUCACCCGGCACUCCCAUGAGAUGCGGGUGCUGGAAGGGCAGAGGGUGGUCCUGAGGUGCAAGGCCAGGGGGGACCCUGAGCCUGCCAUACACUGGAUCUCCCCAGAGGGGAAGCUGGUGGCGAACUCCUCCCGGACGCUUGUGUACACCAACGGCACCCUGGACAUUCUGAUCAGCACAGUGAAGGACACGGGAUCCUUCACCUGUAUCUCGUCCAACCCAGCGGGUGAGGCACAUCAGACUGUGGAGCUGCUGAUUAUCAAACUCCCACACAUCUCCAACAGCACCAACAACAUCCAGGAGCCUGACCCUGGCUCCUCUGACAUCUCCACGUCCACCAGGGCUGGGGCCAACGGCAGCAACCACACUGGGGACACCAAAACUAGCACAGAUAAACAGGUGGUCAUCGCUGAGGCCACGUCCUCCACUGCGCUCAUCAAGUUCAACUUCCAGAGGAAUAUACCUGGGAUCCGCAUGUUCCAGAUUCAGUACAAUGGCAGUUAUGAUGACUCUCUCGUUUACAGAAUGAUUCCCCCCACAAGCAAAAACUUCCUAGUCAACAACCUGGCUGCUGGGACGUCGUACGACCUGUGUGUUCUGGCCAUCUACGACGACGGUAUCACCUCCCUCACUGCCACCCGUGUGGUGGGCUGCGUCCAGUUCACCACCGAGUCUGAGUACCUGCGCUGUCACUUCAUGCAGUCCCAGUUCCUGGGAGGCACCAUGAUCAUCAUCAUCGGCGGCAUCAUCGUGGCCUCCGUCCUCGUCUUCAUCAUCAUCCUCAUGAUCCGCUACAAGGUCUGCAACACCAGUGACUCGGGCAAAGGCACCCUUGUCACCAAUGUCCACUCACAGACCAACGGGGCGCAGUCUCAGGGGUGCACCGUCACACCCUCUGUGUCCAAGCAGGCCAUGGGAGGGUCAGAGGGAGGGGGUGGAGGGUGUCUAAAGGCCGCUGGGCAUGCGACGGACACGCUAACGCACUCGUCCGAGACCUCUCUCCCAGACUGCUCCACUGCUACGUCCCUGGUGACCCAGAGCUGGAACACACCUGGAUCCUCAGGGUCUCUGAAGCCAAAGCGCAAGCCUGCACCAAAGCCCUACACUGCUGCUGCUGCCACCCCUGAGCCCAAGAUAGAGGCCCUCCCCAAUGCUGAGACCCACAACACCAACCGCAACAACUCCACGGCUCUGCAGCAGCCCUCCGCCCCAGUAUUCCACUCCCCCCUACCCUCCUCGCGCGUCAAGGACACCCCCAUAUUGAGACGCGCACACCCCAGACCCUCCUCCAAGUACCUGACCUUACCGGUGGAAGGGGUGAGGGCCAAACGUAGGUACUCUCUAAACGAGGACUUGUCCAAGCACCACUGCUACAUUGGGACAACACAAUUUAGGAAUAUGUGGUCUAAGCGGAGUAUGUCCAUGAACGGGAUUCUACUUCAACAGGAAGAUAUAGACAGUGGCAAGGCCACCUUUUCCAGUUCAGAGUGGAUUCUAGAAAGCACUGUGUGACUGUUCUGUUUGUGUGUGUGUGUGUGUGUGUGUGUGUGUGUGUGUGUGUGUGUGUGUGUGUG
This is a messenger RNA of Coregonus clupeaformis (lake whitefish), 3431 nucleotides long. RefSeq names its product leucine-rich repeat and fibronectin type-III domain-containing protein 5-like. The coding region runs from base 994 to 3369 and encodes 791 amino acids. NCBI's taxonomy places the organism in Eukaryota, Metazoa, Chordata, Actinopteri, Salmoniformes, Salmonidae. Gene Ontology annotation, molecular function: protein binding. The transcript has 3 exons. The record is from RefSeq and is a predicted model, not a curated record.